Molecule: messenger RNA, 1092 nt
Organism: Arabis nemorensis
Lineage: Eukaryota; Viridiplantae; Streptophyta; Magnoliopsida; Brassicales; Brassicaceae
Source: the annotation of a GenBank genome assembly
AUGAGAAAAACCCAAUUUUUAACAUUGUUACUUGGAGUCUCUUUAUCAGUAUUCUCAAUCAUAAUCUUCUUCAUCUUCUGGAGAAGAAAACAAUCAUCAUCAACUGAAUCAGAUCAAUACGACGUCGAAUCAUCUGAAAAUAACAACAAACAGAGGAUACUCUUCUCCUCAGAAACAGAGCAACUCGUAACUUUUCACGGCGGAGAAGAUCUCACGAUCUCCGAUAUCCUCGAUGCUCCCGGAGAAGUCAUCGGAAAAUCAACCUACGGUACUUUGUACAAAGCUUCUUUACAACGUAGCGGCAAAAUUAGGGUUCUUAGAUUUCUUCGACCGGUUUGUACAGUGAGAUCAGAUUCUAAAGAGUUUAAUGGCGUCAUCGAGAUGCUUGGAUUCGUUCGACAUGAGAAUUUAGUUCCUUUGUUAGGGUUCUAUGGUGGAAACAGAGGAGAGAAGCUUAUGGUUCAUCCUUUCUUCGGUUCUGGGAAUCUUUCCGACUUCAUCAGAAGUGGAGAUGUUGAAUCUAUGAAAUGGAGCAACAUUUUAAGCAUCACUAUUGGAAUAUCAAAAGCUAUUGAUCAUCUCCAUACAGGAAUGCAGAAAUCAAUCGUCCACGGGAAUUUGAAAUCCAAGAACGUUCUUCUAUUGAAUCCGAGUUUCGAACCACGAGUCUCUGAUUUCGGUUUGCAUUUGCUCUUAAAUUUAACGGCAGGACAAGAGAUUCUUGAUGUUUCAACAGCUGAGGGAUACAAAGCUCCUGAGUUGAUAAAGAUGAAAGAAGUUAGCAAAGAGAGUGAUGUGUAUAGUCUUGGUGUGAUCAUGCUUGAGCUUGUCUCUGGUAAAGAACCGAUAAACGAGAAUCCAACCGGCGAUGAUGAGUUCUAUCUUCCUGAUUUCAUGAGGAAUGCUCUUCUUGAUCAUAGCUUGUCUGAUUUAUACCGUCCUGAGAUUCUCAAGAGUGAUGGUGAUAAUCUGAGUGAAGAAUGUGUACUCAAGUAUUUUCAGCUUGCAAUGUCUUGUUGCUCUCCUUCGCCUUCUCUUAGGCCAAACAUUAAGCAAGUCUUGAGGAAACUCGAAGAGAUCAAGAAAUGUUAG